AAACAUCACCACCAGCUCCUCUCUCAGCUUCUUAUAUUGCCUUCUUCAACCUCUCCUCUUCACUUUCUCCAUCGUCUCCUCCAGUCUUGCAUGGCAGUGAGCUUCUUGAGGCACGAGGUAUCCGACCUCUGUCUAGCCAAGCCGGCUCUGAGGUCCCUCUCCAUCUCCGCCACCGUCGCCCAUGCCUUAGAGGCCCUCAAAACCUCUGAAGAGAACUUCCUCAGCGUCUGGGAUUGCAACCACCACUCCAACACUACCCUCGCCGGCGAUCAGUGCCGCUGUGUUGGGAAGGUCUGCAUGGUCGAUGUGAUAUGCUACCUUUCUCAAGAUGCUAACCUCUUGUCUCCCUCCGCUGCUCUCAAAGCACCCGUCUCUGAAAUCAUGACAGAGACUGCAGGAACUGUUAUGCAUGUUGAGCCUUCUUGCAGCUUACUAAAAGCCAUUGAUUUAAUGCUCCAAGGAAUCCAGAACCUGGUGGUACCAAUCCAAACCAGACAAAGCCUCAGUUCAAGAAGAAAGCAACACCCAAAACUCAUCAACAGCAACACAAGCACCAUCCACAACGGCCAAGAGUUCUGCUGGCUCACACAGGAAGACGUAGUCCGGUUCCUCCUCAACUCAAUCGGGGUCUUCUCACCCCUUCCUGCUCUCUCCAUCGACUCACUCGGCCUCAUCAACACUGUUGACAUCUUGGCCAUCAACUACCACUCUCCAGCGAGCUCCGCCGUCCAGCUCAUAACUCAGUCGCUGACGCAACAAACUUCAGUGGCUGUUGUUGACGUUGAUGGGGUGUUGAUCGGCGAGAUCUCACCUUUUACACUUUCCAGCUGUGACGAGUCGGUGGCUGCAGCCAUAGCCACUCUAUCAUGUGGAGAGCUCAUGGCCUACAUUGACUGUGGAGGACCCCCUGAGUACUUGAUCAAAAUUGUGACUGAGAGACUCAAAGAGAGGAAGUUACAAGGAGCUUUGGAGAGUUACUCAUCAAGUACUUCAAGUUCCAGUUCAACAAUGUUUUCUUCUUCUUCAUCAUCAGAUGAGGAGUCCUCUGUGUCUCCAAGUAGUACCAGAAUGGUGAGGUCUGGGAGGUUCAGCAGGUCAAAUAGCUACUCAGCUAGAAUGGUGAGGAGGGCUGAGGCCAUAGUGUGUCAUCCCAAGAGCUCAUUGGUGGCUGUGAUGAUUCAGGCAAUUGCUCACAGAGUGAAUUAUGUUUGGGUUAUUGAGGAUGAUUGUAGCCUUGUGGGGAUUGUCACAUUUUCUGGGAUGCUAAAGGUUUUCAGGGAACAUUUAGAAACCAUGGGCUAGAAUGUGGAAGAGGGUUUUUGAUCAUGUUUUGAGGUUUGUGUGGAUGUGAAUAGAGGAGAGAAAUCUUAGUGCUCAAAUUAUCAAGUUUGGCUUGUAAUGUUUGGGGACCUGGGAUUUGUAUGAUGCUGUAUGUGAGAAUUGAGAUCUUUUUCUUCUUUUCCA
This is a messenger RNA of Fragaria vesca subsp. vesca, 1464 nucleotides long. Its product is annotated as CBS domain-containing protein CBSX5-like. Lineage: Eukaryota; Viridiplantae; Streptophyta; Magnoliopsida; Rosales; Rosaceae. The transcript is spliced from 2 exons. The record is from RefSeq and is a predicted model, not a curated record. Bases 91 to 1302 code for a protein of 403 amino acids.